GGUGGGCGGAUCUCCCCCUUAGACACGUCAGAUCUCUUUUCGCUCUCGUUGUGCAAACAUCAUGUCGGAUCCUGAUCAGUCAAGCGACUCUAGCUCAAGUUCUAGUAGUUCAGGCUCCGAUUCAUCAAGAGGGGGAGGCGUAAAGAAAUUUCGUCUCUCAAGUGAAAAGUCAGCUACCUUAGCCGGCUGGGUUGUAUCGGGUUUAGAUGACACUCGAGCGAAAAGUGCUAGAGAGGCCUUUAGACCCAAGCUAAAGAAGAACGCCGACCUGCUGAUCAACCCCAAUCUAGAUGAGGCUUUCUACAUCCGGCUGAAGGCAGUUAAGUCAUCUUCGGCAGCUAAGGCCAACAUCGACCCAAUCGAGAAGAUCUACAGAAACCAAACCUUCAAGAUCCUUGACUUAGUCAAGCCCAUCAUGUUUCUGGCGAGUCGAAUCAAGAAAAAGAAGAAAUCCCGAGCCGACGCCAAGGCGGUUAAGACGGCUCUGAAGCUCUGGGCGGUGGUGUACCACGACAUCACGAACGCGCGACGCCGCAACAUUCUGGCCCAAAUCUACCCACAGAAUAUCGGGCUACUGGACGACAAGGCUAUCCUACCAACCGGCGGAGAACAUCUCUUCGGUCCGAAGUUUACCCAGGCCCUGGUCGAGCAGGUGAAGACACUGAACGCUCUUGAAACCGCGGGAGCCCCUCGCGCGUCUGGAUCCAGCGGCGGUCAUGGUCAACGCCAAUCGGGUCGCAGUUUCAGCAAUCCACCGGCAUCUUCAGGCGGUCGCUAUUCAAAUCCCGGAUCCCGGUAUGUCCAAACUAUUCUUGCCUUUCACGAUUCUUUUGGGGGUCGCAUAGCGCGUUUUGCGUCUGAAUGGUCAAAACUUACUCUCGACCCGUGGAUUUUAUCGACGGUGUCUCAAGGUUUACAACUAGACUUUAUUUCUGAGCCCGUCCAAUUUUUUAUUCCACCAAACGCCUGCAUGGACACGCAUCAAUACGAUUGCUGCAAGCAGGAAGUGAAUUCACUCAUAGAAAAAGGAGCGAUUGUUAGGGCCCGUGAUCAAGGUUUCAUCUCCAGCAUUUUUCUAAUUCCGAAAAGAACAGGAGGUUAUAGGCCCAUCAUUAACCUGAAAGCACUUAAUCGUUUUCUGUCUUAUCAAAAAUUCAAGAUGGAGGGCAUUUCAUCAGUGAGACAUACGAUUCGGGAAGGGGAUUGGCUGACCAAGUUGGACUUGAAAGAUGCAUAUUUGACGGUCCCUAUUUUUGAAGGCCAUCGGAAAUUCCUUCAGUUUAAAUGGGAGGGCGUUUUAUUCGAAUUCGUGUCCCUCCCCUUCGGUUUAAGCUCCGCGCCAUGGGCGUUUACCAAGCUUUUAAGGGUAGUGGUAGCCUUCCUGCGGAAGAACGGCCUCCGUCUCGUGAUCUACCUGGAUGAUAUUCUAAUCGCGGCUAGCUCCCAGUCGGAAGCCAAGGUCGCUGUGAAAAGAGUAAGAUCGCUGCUAGAGUCCCUAGGCUUUGUGAUUAGUGACGAAAAAUCAUCGGAAGAGCCCUCUCAGAAAUUAGAAUACAUAGGCCUGUUCAUCGACUCAGUCAAAAUGAAACUAAUCUUGCCGGACAGGAAGAGACUUGACAUUUUUCGCCUUUGUAAAUCUGCGCUGAAGGAACCUCAAAUUUCCCAAAUCGAUCUGGAAAAGAUUAUCGGAAAUUUGAAUUGGGCAGCAGCAGCCGUUAACUUUGCCCCAGCCCAUUUUCGCGGUCUUCAGAUCCUCCUGAACUCCCGGCCAGAGGGCCGUCUGAUUAGGUCAAGUGAAUCCUUUACCCUGUCAAAAGAGGCGCGUAAAGACCUACUUUGGUGGCUUUCAGAGGCAGAUUUUUUAUCUGGCCGACCGCUCAUUUUUCCGGCGCCGGAUCUGUCCAUCGCGUCGGAUGCAUCCUUAUCAGGAUGGGGGGCAGUAUGCAAAGAUUUGAGAACGGGGGGGCCAUGGACAAAGGACGAAAGCAAGGAACACAUCAAUUUUUUAGAGCUCCUGGCAGCACUCAAGGCCCUUCAAUGCUUUACAGCAACGGCCCACGACACCACAAUCGAAUUAAGGAUGGAUAACACCUCAGCUGUCAGCUACGUGAACAGAAUGGGGGGUUGUAAAUCAGCGAACCUUUGCAGUAUCGCAUUGGAAAUUUCGAAAUGGUGCGAGUGCCGUAACUUGUCUCUUUGUGCCGUAUUUGUGCCCGGCGUAACAAAUAUUCUGGCCGACGCAGAAUCUCGGAGGCCUCUGUCGUCGGGGGACUGGAAACUGGACCCGCAAUCGUUCAAAACAAUUCAGGCAAUUUGGGAAGUAGAAGUGGAUCUCUUCGCGAGCUCAUGGAACGCUCAGUUACCGAUUUUUGUCAGCCGGUUUCCGCAACCGGGAGCCUGGAAAACAGACGCUCUGUCGCUGAGCUGGAAGGCUCUCGCGGGAUAUUGUUUCCCCCCCUUCAACUUGAUUCCCUUCUGUCUGACGAAGGUUCGGCAAGAACAAGCCGAGAUUGUACUAGUGACACCCUACUGGCCCAGCCAAUGCUGGUUCCCGUCCUUGAUGGAACUAGCAACGGACAUCCCGCUCCUUCUCUUCCCAUCCAAGUCGUUGCUGACGUCCCCGUUGGGGGAGGGUCAUCCAUUGACGAAAGACGAGUCCAUCCGUCUAAUCGCCUGGCGGCUCUCCGGAGUUGUCUGGAAGAGCGAGGCUUUCCGGAAAAAGUUAUCGAGCUCAUAUUGGGAGCAACUCGUUCAAAUACACACUCUGCAUACCAGUCCGCUUGGGUCGCUUGGAGCAGUUGGUGUAGUCAACGGAACCACAAUCCCCUGUCGUCUGGCGUCAAGGAGAUACAACAACGGUGGCCAAAGAUCAAAUCACGGCCGCGGCGCAGCCAAUCCCGCCAAUAAAGGCGACGAGAACAACAACAACAACAGAAAAUAGACUAUUUGAACCGUGGAUCGCUUUAAACUCUUUCCGUUAAGCCAGACCCACAGUUAUUAUAUGCUUCCAAUGCUGACGUGUCUAAGGGGGAGAUCCGCCCACCUGAGCGCCAUCUCUCACCUAUCCCCCGUUUUGUUGUUCUUUUUUGUUUGCUGAGAAGCAGCUAAAUAUAGAGGUCGCACACAGUCAAUGUCUUCACUCCAUUCC
Daphnia pulex (common water flea) is the source of this 3148-nucleotide messenger RNA. RefSeq lists its product as uncharacterized. The transcript is spliced from 2 exons. NCBI's taxonomy places the organism in Eukaryota, Metazoa, Arthropoda, Branchiopoda, Diplostraca, Daphniidae. The record is from RefSeq and is a predicted model, not a curated record. Bases 62 to 2941 code for a protein of 959 amino acids.